This is a messenger RNA of Passer montanus (Eurasian tree sparrow), 1087 nucleotides long. RefSeq names its product structure-specific endonuclease subunit SLX1-like. Gene Ontology annotation, cellular component: Slx1-Slx4 complex. Bases 36 to 818 code for a protein of 260 amino acids. The record is from RefSeq and is a predicted model, not a curated record. Lineage: Eukaryota; Metazoa; Chordata; Aves; Passeriformes; Passeridae. Gene Ontology annotation, molecular function: 5'-flap endonuclease activity; crossover junction DNA endonuclease activity. Gene Ontology annotation, biological process: double-strand break repair via homologous recombination. The transcript has 5 exons.
AACCGGAAGCGGCCCCGCGGCAUUGUGGGGCGGCGAUGGCGGCGAUGAGGGCGGUGUACCUGCUCCGCUCCGCCGCUCCCCGGGGCCGCUGCCGGGGCCGAACCUACGUGGGGUUCACGGUGGAUCCGCGGCGGCGGCUGCGGCAGCACAACGGCGGCAGGAGGCGCGGGGGAGCCCGCAGGACCAGCGGGAGGGGGCCCUGGGAAAUGGAACUUUUCGUCCACGGCUUCCCCUCCGAUGUCGCCGCCCUCAGGUUCGAGUGGGCGUGGCAACACCCGAACUCCUCCCGCUGCCUCCUGGCCCCGCCCCCUCGCCGCCCCCGGGAGCAGCCAAUCAGCUUCGCCCUCCGCCUCCUGCCCCGCCUCCUCCGGGCCCCGCCCUGGUCCCGCCUCCCGCUGAGAAUCCGCUGGCUCCGCCCACCCCGCCCCGCCCUGGAGCUGGCCCCGCCCCCUCACGUGGUGCAGGAGGAGGGGGCGGGGCUGCCGCGCCUUAAAAGGAAAAAGGGGCGGAGCCAGGAGGUGGAAAGGGAGGAUUGUGGGUGUGGCCUGUGUGGGGAGAUUUUAUGCAAAUUAAUGCCACCUGAGCAGGAAUUUCGGGGUUUUGACGUUGCCCCGCCCCUCCCAGGCACAGGCCACGCCCCUUUUGCGCUGUCCCCGCCCCCAGUGCAAGAUGGCCGCCCACCCCCCCUGCCUGGCCCGGCUCUUCCUGGCCCCGGAGCCGCUGCAGCUGCUGCCAGUAGGGGGCGCCUGUCCCAGGUGCCACACCCACCUCCUGUGGGGAGAUCUGAUUCGUCGCUGCCUGGGAGAGGCGGAGCCUGAAGAGGAAUGGGCGGAGCCUGAAGAGGAAUGGGCGGAGCCUGAUGAUGUCAUCAUCCCAAGCUCUGCCCCCACGUGAAGCCACGCCCACAAUGAGUUUUUAUUGUUUUUAAUUUAUUUAUUCAGAAUAAAAUCUUUUAACAACAAAACUAAUCAGUCAUUAUUAAAGGGGGUGUGGCUUUGUUGGGCCACACCCCUAUGACAUCAUUUCCUUUUUCCCCUCCCCCUUUCAGCCGCCAUUUUGAAAACUCAAAUCUCCAUUUUUAAAACAU